AUGGAAAACGCCGGUAAAGCCCCGGCAGUUGAAUCGCCGCGUGAGAUCUUCUUACGUUUGAUGAGCGAGGAUUCUUCUGGUGGGUGGGAGAAGACCUGGGAAGAAGGAGCAACUCCAUGGGACUUAGGGAAACCAACUCCGAUCAUUGUGCAUCUCACCGAGACUGGUUCAUUACCUAAUGGCAGAGCUCUAGUUCCUGGUUGUGGCACUGGCUAUGAUGUGGUGGCAAUGGCCUGCCCUGAUCGUCAUGUCAUUGGACUAGAUGUAUCAAAAACUGCGGUUGAGCGAUCAACAAAGAAGUUUUCCUCACUGCCCAAUGCAAAAUAUUUCUCUUUCUUGACUGAAGACUUCUUCACUUGGGAGCCAGCUGAAAAAUUCGAUCUCAUUGUUGAUUAUACUUUCUUCUGUGCCUUUGAACCUGGCGUGAGACCUCUAUGGGCACAGCGUAUGGAAAAACUUCUUAAACCCGGUGGGGAGCUUAUAACAUUGAUGUUUCCUAUCGAGGAGCGUGCUGAAGGUCCUCCGUAUACAGUUUCUGUGUCUGAAUACGAGAAGGUUUUGAUUCCAUUGGGGUUUGAAGCAACCUCCAUUGUGGAUAACGAACUUGCUGUUGGACCACGCAAGGGAAUAGAGAAGAUUGGAAGAUGGAGAAAACCUUGCACGUUACGCUCUACCUUUGAUCUACCAAUGGAUAUCAAAGAGCCUCCUGGUAACCUCGUCACCUCUAAAUUGUUUUCGUUUUUUAGUAAUCUUCAGGAUUUCGAUGUUAAACGACUGUUAAUGACUACCUUCACACUCAUAAUAGAACAGAACGGCUAUGAUCUGUGUUGUUUUUUAGGUGGAUGGGAAAAAAUUUGGGCAGAAGGACGCACACUGUGGGAUUUAGGUGAAGCAACUCCCAUUGUUGUCCACCUCUGCGAAACUGGUUCAUUGCCUAAUGGAAGAGCUUUAGUUCCCGGUUGUGGCACGGGCUAUGAUGUGGUUGUGAUGGCAAACCCUGACCGUUAUGUUGUUGGACUCGAUCUUUCAAAAACCUCGGUAGAAAGAUCAACAAAGAUGUUCUCUUCAUUGCCUAAUUCAAAACAUUUCUCCUUCUUGGAAGAAGACUUCUUCACUUGGGAACCAACCGAAAAAUUCGACCUCAUUUUCGACUACAAUUUCUUCUGUGCAUUUGAACCUGAAGUGCGACCUUUAUGGGCUAAUAAGCGUAUGGAACAACUUCUGAAACCCGGUGGAGAGCUUAUAACAUUGAUUUUUCCUUUAGAUGAUCGCGUUGGUGGACCUCCUUACCAAGUAUCAGUCUCAGAGUAA
This is a messenger RNA of Arabis nemorensis, 1311 nucleotides long. The record is from the annotation of a GenBank genome assembly. Lineage: Eukaryota; Viridiplantae; Streptophyta; Magnoliopsida; Brassicales; Brassicaceae.